Molecule: messenger RNA, 1900 nt
Organism: Apis cerana (Asiatic honeybee)
Lineage: Eukaryota; Metazoa; Arthropoda; Insecta; Hymenoptera; Apidae
Source: RefSeq, a predicted model, not a curated record
AUGAACCUGGCAACGAUCUUGUUAGUUCUCAUAGGAUUAGUCAAUGGUCAAUUAAACUUCGAGGGUAAUCCGUUGACGGAAAAUACCGAGUACACGGCCGUGGAAUCACGACUCUUCGAAAAAACUGCAAGACAAAAAAUGGCAGAGAACAUGACGGAUAUUUUGACAGAAUCUUCUCAAAACUUUCAUCCUUCGUCAUUGAUCCCAAAUGUUAAUAACUCGAAUCAAUCGACAAAUCCGAUAAAAUCCGAUGAUCAUGCAAUCAUCCAAAGAGAUUUAUAUAAUUUGUCGUAUCCAUCGAAACAAGAGAAGAUCGUUCAAACGGGUCGACAUUUGUCUACGAAUACCUACAAUCAAGGAAUCACCUCCAAGGCUCAAGUAGCGUUGAACACUUUUCUAAACUCCAAGACCCCAGAAGAAUCACGGCUCUCUUUAGAUCAUUAUUUACAAAGCAAGGAAAAUCUCAAGAACGUCGAACCAAUGGCUAAUAAACAACAAUUAGCGCAACAAUCAGUAAUGCAGGUUAAUCAGCAACCCAUAUCAUCCUCCUCGGUGAAUCAACAUUUGACUGCACAACUUAUGCAACAAAGACAGACGUUGCAAGCUUUUCCAGUUAAUCAACCGAUCUACAAUUCGCCUGUGAACCCGAUAGAUAUUCAUUCGACUGUAUCAAAUCCAGUAUCUAUACCUUUAAUGCAACAACAGCAAUCGCACGCGCCUGGAAUUCAAGCGAGGAACGAUGUCUUUUAUCCUGGAUGGUAUCAACGUGUCAGAAGAGUGCAUGGAAAACCGUUUCCUUAUGCACAAUCUAGAAUUGGAUCGGGGAUAUAUGUCGGUCCUGCCCCUCCAGCAGUACCGUUCAAGCAGAAAGGCUCACCUAUCGAAGUGAUCUACACGAAGCCACCAGGAUUUCAUCGUGGUCCACCGAUUAUCAGCAAUCCUUCUAUCCCAUAUGAAGACGCUAACGCUUGGUUCCCCGAAGUUGAUCGUCCGCCGUCAAAUAAAGAUAUCUAUUAUUCUCAACUAUACGCCCAAUCGUACGAUCCUUAUUAUUACAAUUAUAUCGCUAAAACGGGAAAGAUAAAACCUCAUUUGUAUGGAAAAUUGGGUAAGUAUCACGAAGAGGAAGAGGAUGGUAUUUGGUCAGAAUUGUACCAAGGAUUCAAGAAACACGGUUUAAAAAACAUUAUGACACCAACGUUCCUCUUGGGAAUGACUCUUCCCGUGGUCACUCUAAUGCUCACUGCGCUUGUGCAGAAGAGGUCUUUCGCUAGGUCGGAUUCGAGAAAAUUCUCGACACGAGAGGACACGAUUCAGGAUUAUCUGGAACAAGUUCAAAGAGCUGUAGAAUGUUAUGAAAAAAAGAGAAAGAAGAGGGACACGAAUGUAGAUGAGUGUUAGAGUUAUAAUUACCUUUAAUUCCGUCUUUAAUUUAUUAAAUAUGAAUGGAUGAUCAAAGAAAUGGAGAGGAUGUCUUGUACAUAUUUUAUGUAAUAUAAAAAUAAUAAUGAGGGAAACAUUCGCAGGAUUAAUAAGAAUAGAGAUUGUUUUCUCUUUGAAAUAAUUCUUUGUGUUGCAAUCAAUGAUAUAUAUCGUGUGAUUAAUUGCGUUAAAUCGUGGUAGGCUACUACGAGAUAUCAAAUGGGAGAAGGUGACAGUGAAACGUUUUCCGUGAUGAGAGUGGACGAUGCGAGAAACCAACUUUCGCGGGUCAAUUAUAUCUGUGACCCUGUUCGCAUUUACGUGCUUGUGGGUGUGCAACUUGUAUAUCCAGAUAGCGAAUUACUUUUACUUUUCCAUAAUAAAUUGUUCGAUCAAGUAAAUUUUCUAGUAACGAUUAAAUUAUAAAUACAUGUAUAAAUAGAGAACGAGAUUGGGAAAUAUAAAAGUAUUAAAAUUA